AUGACCAUCCCGUGCUCUACAGGUCCCGAUGGAGUCGCCCCUCCCAAUUCAUCCGGGAUCAAAGUGAUUGUCGUUGGUCUGGGAAUCGGUGGGCUGGCAGCUGCCAUCGAAUGCCACCGUAAAGGUCAUGCGGUGAUGGCCUUUGAUAAAAUACCUGUGCACACAGAUACGCACGGAGAUCUACUAGGAAUUUCGACCAAUUCCGCCCGCGUAAUUGCCAAGUGGGGUGAGGGUGCAAUUCACGAAAUCCUGUCCAGCGUGAAGAACGCAUCUCCUGCGACUGAGAUAUGCGACACAGCAGGCCGAACCAUCAUGCCGGCCGAUAUGACGGGCUACAAGAAAGAAGACGGUUACUGGGUGCUACGAUCGAUGCUCGCGGCUACCCUCUAUGAGCAUGCGCUGAGUUUGGGCAUCGACCUGCAUGUCGGCAUGGAUGCAGCUGUGACGGAUUACUGGGAGACCGAUGAGGAAGCAGGAGUUAUUAUUAACGGAGAGCGAUUUGCUGCUGACUGUGUGAUUUGCUGCGAUGGGAUCAACAGCAAUGGUAGACAGAUCAUUCUCCAUGAAGAUCCCCCUUUGAAAUCUACUAAGGAAUAUGUUUUUCGAACAUCUUUCACUACAGUGGAGUUGAAGGACGAUCCAGCUGCAAGAUGGAUUCUGAAUGGUAUGGAUGAAUGUGAUCGAGGAAAGGUGUUCAAAGGCCGCGGCCUUGAGGUUGGCUUCUCCUCUUUCGAGAAUGGGCAGACCAUCGUUCUGUCAGACCUUGCAAUGGAGAAGCUGGGAAGACCACCUGGCAGUCUCGAUGAUGUGAUGCAAAUUAUCGCCGACUGGCCAAUCCAAAGGGACUUUGCUGGUUUGUUGAAGCAUAUUCCUCCACUAGGCGUGAUCCAUCAUCCAAUCGCCCUUCGUGACUGUUUGAAGACCUGGAUCUCCGCUGGUGGGAGAACAAUUGUGAUUGGAGACGCUGCACACUCGUACCUGCCCAUCUUUGGUCAGGGUGGUAGUCAGGCAAUUGAGGAUGCUGCAGUGUUGGCGAUCGCACUUGAGCUGAGUGGAAAGGGUAAUGUCCGUCAGGCUCUACAGUUUUCUUGUCGUAGAAAACCUCGCGCUACAAGAAUCUCUGAAGCGAGCUGGGCCAUGCACAAUGACUGGUACAACCAGGAUUGGGAUGCCGUAGCCAAGGAUCCAAAACUGCUAAAGAGCUCGCGCCCAGGAUGGGUUCUUAGCCACGACUGUCAAGCAUAUGCGUACGAGGAGUACCAAAAGGUGGUUCACGCGAUGGAAACCAACCAGGAAUAUAUCCCAACUAACGUCCCAGCUGAUGGCGGUCUGGGUUUGAACGAGAAAAUGACUCUUACAGGAGAGAUGACACAGGCUAGUGAUGUAGACAGAUAG
Aspergillus thermomutatus is the source of this 1395-nucleotide messenger RNA. Its product is annotated as FAD-dependent oxidoreductase. Bases 1 to 1395 code for a protein of 464 amino acids. NCBI's taxonomy places the organism in Eukaryota, Fungi, Ascomycota, Eurotiomycetes, Eurotiales, Aspergillaceae. Gene Ontology annotation, biological process: secondary metabolite biosynthetic process. The record is from RefSeq and is a predicted model, not a curated record. Gene Ontology annotation, molecular function: FAD binding; monooxygenase activity. The transcript is spliced from 4 exons.